Frankliniella occidentalis (western flower thrips) is the source of this 2075-nucleotide messenger RNA. Its product is annotated as acetyl-CoA acetyltransferase, cytosolic. The coding region runs from base 233 to 1417 and encodes 394 amino acids. Lineage: Eukaryota; Metazoa; Arthropoda; Insecta; Thysanoptera; Thripidae. The record is from RefSeq and is a predicted model, not a curated record. Gene Ontology annotation, biological process: fatty acid beta-oxidation. Gene Ontology annotation, molecular function: acetyl-CoA C-acetyltransferase activity. The transcript is spliced from 7 exons.
AGGGGCAAGGCAAGGUCACUCGGGUGACGCGUGCCACACUUGUAGCUAGGGGGGGAAGAGUCACAGUCUUCUUGGCGUCCGCCAGUACCACGGGAGCAGCUGCACCCGACUGUUGUCGCACCCGUGUGUACAGUUACGUCGUGUUGACGGGUCGAGUCCCCAGCCCUACUCGCUGCAUCUCGUUUUGGAAUAUCAAGAAAGGCUUCUCCGAGUCCACUAUAAGCUGUUCAAGAUGUCCGACAACGGCGUGUACAUAGUAUCGGCGGUGCGUACUCCAAUCGGUUCGUUCAUCGGCCAGUUUGCCGGCACGCCCGCGCACGAGCUGGGCAGCGUGGUGAUCCGGGAGGCCGUGGCGCGCGCCCGGGUGGCUCCCGGGGACGUCUCCGAGGUCAUCAUGGGCCAGGCGCUGACGGCCGGCCAGGGUCAGAACCCCGCCCGCAACGCGUCCAUCAGCGCCGGCCUGCCCGUCUCGGUGCCCGCGCACGGCGUCAGCAUGCUGUGCGGCUCCGGGCUCAAGGCCGUGGCCUCGGGCUACCAGGCGAUCCGCUGCGGGGACGCCGCCGUCGUGGUCGUCGGCGGCCAGGAGUCGAUGACGCGCGCCCCGCACGCGGCCCUGCUGCGCACCGGGAUCAAGGCCGGCGAAGUGGGCCUCAAGGACACCAUGAUGCACGACGGUCUCACAGACGUGUUCCACGACAUCCACAUGGGCAUCACGGUUGAGAACCUGUGCGCCAAGUGCGGAGUGACCCGGGAGCAGUCCGACGGCGAGGUGGUCGAGUCCCAGGCGCGCGUGCAGAGGGCGAUCAAGGCCGGCUUCUUCGCGGCCGAGAUCGUCCCGGUGCCGGUCAAGGGCCGCGACGGCCAGGUGACGCUCGUCUCCGACGACGAGUUCCCCCAGAAGAACACCACCCUGGAGGGGCUGUCCAAGCUGCAGCCCAGGUUCAAGCCGGGCGGCACGGUGACGGCGGGUAACGCCUCUGGCAUCAACGACGGCGCGGCGGCCCUGGUGCUCAUGUCCGGCGCGGAGGUCGCCCGCAGGAAGGCCACGGUCCUGGCCAGGAUCGUGGCGCACGCGACCGCGGGCUGCGAGCCCGACCUCAUGGCCUACGGGCCCGUGCCCGCCGUGGAGGCGCUCCUGAAGAAGACUGGCUGGUCCCGCGAGGACGUGGACCUGUGGGAGCUGAACGAGGCGUACGGUGGCUCGACGGUCGCCGUCAACCAGUGCCUCAAGCUGGACGACGCCAAGGUCAACGUGCUCGGGGGCGCCGUGGCGCUGGGCCACCCCAUCGGAGCUUCCGGCGCGCGGGUGCUGGUCACGCUGGUGCACGCGCUCACCAGGACCGGCGGCAAGAGGGGCAUCUGCUCGCUGUGCAUCGGCGGCGGCAUGGGCAUCGCCAUGGCCGUGGAGUGCGUUUGAGAGCCGAGGAGUGAGGGCGCUACCGGAACGACAUGGUUUCGAUAUCGCUUCUCAACAUCGCAUGAUUUCUCAAUGGGGCAGAAGCAAUCAUAUUUUUUUAGACAGUCCCCAAGACUGCCCAGAAGGUGAAGAUACUCCCCCUCCCCCUCCUCGUUUCCACCUCCCUUUAUUUCUGUCUCCCUCUGUCCACAUCCCCGCAGCGGUAAAAAAUUUUCAAUCGUCACAAAUAUAUACAAAUUUACGGAAAAAAAACACUUUCGCAGAAUGGUAUAAUAGUUCAUGUAUAAAACAGUCAACAGUGAAAAGAACACGACGACAACAAGUGUGGCACUAAUAAUGUCAUGUCCACAAGAGAGAGUCGAGGCAGCACCCUUAAUCGAUGCACGUGGUGAGAGCGGGAUCGCUACUGUUGCCUGACCCAAAUAACAUUUGCAUUCACACUUGUUAUCGAACCUCAUUCAUAAAACAAUCAACCCACCUGUGUGCCAAACCGGCCCAACCUCUACGACGUCGGGAACAAACGGGCAUUUAUGCAGCACGACUAAAUUUUGCUCGACUUUUGUAUACUCAUCUGCUCUGAUAGUUCGUGUUUUCCGAGCUUUUUAUUUUUUUUGCAUUAUAUGUUUUUGUAAUAAUAAAAUACAUGCCAUCUCAUUAA